AUGUCUCUCGCAGACUACCUCGCAAAGAACUACCUGACCGCCGAUCCCCCCGCGGACAAGAAACUCAAGAAACGCAAGAGAAAGGGCGCCGCUGCACAGGCCACCGACGGAUUAAUUAUCGCCGACGACGAUGCCAUGGGAUGGGAGAACAACAGGAUGCAAAACGACGACGACGACGAUCCACUUACAGUCAACGCAUCCAGCGCCGAAUUUCGCAAAUCCAAAAAGAACAACUGGACGACCGUCGGGACCAGUGCUCCAACCAACAGCGAGCAAGCCGCCGCCGACGCGAUUCUCGCAUCUGCCGCUGCUGAGCGCAAAGCGCAACAAACUUCUGUAGACGACGAGGACGGACCUACCAUUGCCACCACCGGCGCCUCCGACGCCAACAACUAUGUCAACGAAGAAGAUGAUGCAAACAUCACGAAGAUGGAAUCCGGCGCACACGCAGGUCUGCAAUCCGCGGAACAAGUCACCGCCGCGCUCCGCAAGCGACAAGCCGAAGAACUGCGCCGUUUCCGCGAAGAGCAAGGCGGGGAUCCAACCAGCGGCAUGGGUCAAGAGACCAUCUACCGAGACGCCAGCGGCCGAAUUAUCAAUGUGGCAAUGAAACGGGCGGAAGCGCGGCGCAAAGCCGAAGAAGAAGCCGCGAAAAAGCAAGCCGAACUGGAAGCGCAAAAGGGCGAUGUACAGCGUGUGCAACGCGAUCAGAAACGCCAGCAACUCCAAGAUGCAAAAUAUAUGACGGUGGCGCGGUACGCGGAUGAUGUGGAUCUCAACGCCGAGUUGAAAGACCGCGAACGCUGGAAUGAUCCCGCGGCGCAGUUUUUGUCGAGCAAGAAGAAGGGCAAGAGCGUCACGGGCAAACCGCUGUAUCAGGGUGCAGCGCCGCCGAAUCGGUACGGGAUUCGUCCCGGUCAUAGAUGGGAUGGUGUCGAUCGGAGUAAUGGCUUUGAAAAGGAGUAUUUUGCGGCGCAGAAUCGGAGGAAGAACAUUCGCGACUUGGAGUAUGCAUGGCAGAUGGAUGAAUGA
Xylona heveae TC161 is the source of this 1032-nucleotide messenger RNA. RefSeq lists its product as hypothetical. Lineage: Eukaryota; Fungi; Ascomycota; Xylonomycetes; Xylonales; Xylonaceae. The transcript has 2 exons. The coding region runs from base 1 to 1032 and encodes 343 amino acids. The record is from RefSeq and is a predicted model, not a curated record. Gene Ontology annotation, molecular function: RNA binding. Gene Ontology annotation, cellular component: RES complex; U2-type spliceosomal complex. Gene Ontology annotation, biological process: mRNA splicing, via spliceosome.